AUGAAGUUCACCAAACGGUACCAAUACACUUUGGUGAACUUGGCCACACCCCCUGUGACUCAUCCACCACCAUAUUUGGUAACGUUUGUGCGACACCCGAAGAGCGCAUGCGUCAGUGGAGUCCUCUUUGUUACAGUGAGUAAGCGUAUUCGUCAGUCAGUGGAGUCGUCGGAGUUUGACCAAUUCGUCUGCCAGGAGCUAGGAUGUGGCAAAACAGUGAAGCGUUUGGAUCGCCACUAUGUGGACUGCCACGGCGAUAUUGAGCUCCCAAAAGCACAGUGGCAGAUCCAAAAAUGUAAACAGAACUACGUUCUGCAACAGCUGGCCAAGCUAAGGGCGUCCUCCCCGGCCAUACCCAUGGUCAGCGUGCUUGAUGUGGGGAUCGGGCCAGCAAGUGCCGGGCUGGGCACCAGCGGGGGGGCCAUCGGCGGGCCGUCCACCAGUCGCGGAGGCGGCGGAGGACGAGGAAGCAUAGCGGGAAGCAGCGGCGGCGCGGCAAGCAGCAGCGGCGACGGGGCAAGCGGCGGCGGCGGGGCAAGCGGCGGCGGAGCGGCAAGCGGCGACGGAGCGGCAAGCGGCGGCGACGGAGCGGCAAGCGGCGACGGAGCGGCAAGCGGCGACGGAGCGGCAAGCGGCAGCGGCGCGGCUAGCGGAGGAGCUGCAAGCAGAGGCGGGGCAAGCGGCGGGGAGGACCCCUUCAUCCCAUGCACAUCCUGCGGGAAUGAGGCUUGCGAUAGGGAGAAGGAGGACCUCCGCCGCCAAAAUAUGGAGCUUAUGGCACGUUUGGGGCUGAGUCCGGGGGCCUGCCCCAGGCAGGACUGCAAGUCACGAGACGAAGAGCUGGCCCGGCUGGUCCGGCUCUAUAUGUCAAGCCCCCAGAAGAAGACAAGGAAAAAGUUUACAAGAAAAGACUCCUUUGAAGAUGAGCAUAACCCCAAAUAUGAACAAAUGCUCAAUGACUUUUUUCUAUACUGUGUCGGGUCUAACCCGAGCAGUAAAGUAAAAGACAACGGAAACACGUGCCGCAGCCACGUACGGCGUUUCCUGCUUUUUUCAGGAGAGGGGCAGCUGUUGAGAGGGGACUUUGCCUUCCUUAAGGAAGCCAAAGUAGUAUCUGACUGGGUGCAGGUCCUAAAGGAGGAUGGCAUGAAGCCAACUACUAUCAGGGUGAACCUAAUAAAUAUUAGGAAAUUCGUGCUCUUCCUGAAAGACCAGCCGGUCGGGGUCACAAAGGUCAGUGAUAAGGCCUUUGAUCGCCUCCUGAGCCAGCUCAAACAGCGGCUGAGGGACCUCCACAGAGAUGUGACGAUUCACCGGCAGAAGAUCCGGAAAGCCGGCCGAAGAAAUAUAGUGCCAAUUGACUCUUCAAAAGCCUUUAGAAAGAAGGCGCGGAGGAUCCUUCCCAUGAAACUGAGUGCAUUGGAGAAGGAUCCUUCCAGAAAGGGACUCUGUGAAGUGUUCGGUCUGUUGGCGGGGUACUUCAUCAGCCUCUCUGGACAUCGGACAGGGGUGAUGGAAAACAUGCUCGUGUCCGAGGUCCGAGAGGCCGAACUUGAGGACAACCGCAGCAUCAUUGAGGUUCAAAGCCACAAAUCUGCGGGCACCUAUGGGCAUGCUCAGGUGUCAGUGAACGAAAAGGAAUACAGCUGGUUCAUGUCCCUGCUUGACAUGCGAGACAACUUUGAGGGGUCCGACAGCCCCUACUUCUUCUUUUCUGCUUCUGGAGGAAAAUGCAGAAAGCUUCUGUAUUACUUCCAGAAGGAGUGGAAGAAGAUGGGGCUGAAGGGCUCCUUUACGUUCCGUAACCUCCGAACUUCAGUGGUGCACUACACUAAGGACCUAAGCCCUUCUAAGAAGGCAGCUGUGCACAGGCAGAUGUGCCACAGCGAAGCUGUGGCAGCAAAGUUCUACCUGCCACUCAACACUCAAAACUCCUUCCCCAGACAACCCAGAGGUCUGAAAUUGUAAUAUGUUGUCCGGAUAGCACAUUUGAGGUUGCCUGUAAAGUUUCGUGCCAUAGAAGUCAACGUAGGCCAAACUCCUUCCCCUGACAACCUAGAGGUCUGAAAUCGAAAUAUGUUGUCCGGAUAGCACAUUUGAGGUUGCCUGUAAAGUUUCGUGCCAUAGAAGUCAACGUAGGCCAAACUCCUUCCCCCGACAACCCAGAGGUCUGAAAUUGUAAUAUGUUGUCCGGAUAGCACAUUUGAGGUUGCCUGUAAUGUUUCGUGCUAUAGAAAUCAACGUAGGCCAAACUCCUUCCCCCGACAACCCAGAGGUCUGAAAUUGUAAUAUGUUGUCCGGUUAGCACAUUUGAGGUGGCCUGUAAAGUUUCGUGCCACAGAAGUCAACGUAGGCCAAACUCCUUCCCCCGAC
Molecule: messenger RNA, 2373 nt
Organism: Astyanax mexicanus (Mexican tetra)
Lineage: Eukaryota; Metazoa; Chordata; Actinopteri; Characiformes; Acestrorhamphidae
Exons: 10
Coding region: 1-1968 (655 amino acids)
Source: RefSeq, a predicted model, not a curated record